AUGAAAAAAUGUGACACUUUGUUCAUAUAUUUAAUUUUGUUCCUUUUAGCUAACAUAAAAUGUUGCCAAUCAUUUAUAAUUCCUUAUAACAAAAAAAUGAUAAAAGGCCCUGCAAUAAAAAACUGCUGCAAGAGCAAAAGAAUUGUUACCAUAUAUGGAAAAAAAAAAAAGAAUAGAAAAGUUGUUGUCUUAGAAUGCACUGAAGCAAGAAAGUAUGGGAAGCAACCGUCAAGAUAUGUUACUGAGAAAAAUAAAGUAAAUACACCAAAAAAGCUACAAUUAUAUAAGUAUAAUAAAUAUCUUAAAAGAAGAACAUUGCAUGUAGAAAUUAAAUAA
Plasmodium gonderi is the source of this 336-nucleotide messenger RNA. Its product is annotated as 50S ribosomal protein L33. Gene Ontology annotation, molecular function: structural constituent of ribosome. The transcript has 2 exons. NCBI's taxonomy places the organism in Eukaryota, Apicomplexa, Aconoidasida, Haemosporida, Plasmodiidae. Gene Ontology annotation, cellular component: ribosome. The record is from RefSeq and is a predicted model, not a curated record. Gene Ontology annotation, biological process: translation. The coding region runs from base 1 to 336 and encodes 111 amino acids.